Acaulospora morrowiae is the source of this 963-nucleotide messenger RNA. The record is from the annotation of a GenBank genome assembly. Lineage: Eukaryota; Fungi; Glomeromycota; Glomeromycetes; Diversisporales; Acaulosporaceae.
AUGCAACAACAAACCUUUUCUCAGACAUUUAACUUAUCCGAAAGAGAACAUGGAGAACGAUCUUAUCCUACCCAACAUGAGAACCCUUUGGAUGAUAAUUUAGAUAGAGAUGAAAAAUAUCCAUCUAAGAGUAAAGAUCGUUCAAAGGGAAAAUCAAAGAAAAAAUCUCACAAACGCUAUCAUCCUUUUCACAGAUCUCAUAAGAGCAAGAAACAUCACCAUGAUCAAGAAUCUUACGAAAAUUCAAAGCAUUCAUCAGAGGAAUUUGAAAAAUGUACCUCUGAUAAAGUUGAUGAGGAUCAUGUAUCUUCGUCAUAUGUUCACGCCGAAGAAAGGUCGUGGCUGGAACAUCUUUUUGACGUGAUGGCUGAAGACGAUGAAGACUUCUCAUCAAUGUCUUACGCAGAGGACAGCUCAUAUGUAGCAACAGGGAUUGAUGAUAUGUCAGAAGAGGAUUAUGCCAAUUACAUUCGCAGAGGAAUGUAUGAGAAGCAGCACGAACAAGAAUUGAGGGAGCAAAGGAAAAGAGAAGAGAAACUUAGAAAGAGAGAUGAAGAAAAACGAAAGAUGAUGGACAAAUUAAAAGCGGAAGAGGAAAUGCGGUUAAAACGUGAGCAGGAAAAGAAGGCUCGUCUUAGACAUGAAAAUCGCGCUUUAUACUUAAAUCGUUGGAGUCAAUUUGAUGUUAAAGGAGAAUCCCCAAUUGAGUUCGCAGAUAUUCCAUGGCCCGUUGAUGACAUAAUUCAUUUGACGCGAAAAAAUAUCGAAGAAUUUUUGUUAUCAGGAAUUGAAAGUGAUUCCGAGAUAAAGUCUACAUUACGUCGUGAACAGAUACGUUUUCAUCCAGAUCGUUGGCAUCGGUUCGAUAAGCGAAUUCCGACAGAUAAACAACGAAAAAAAAUAAUGAACACAGUUACAGAAAUUUCUCGUAUGGUAAACGUACUGAUAGAAGAAAGAACAUAA